Molecule: messenger RNA, 4841 nt
Organism: Cottoperca gobio
Lineage: Eukaryota; Metazoa; Chordata; Actinopteri; Perciformes; Bovichtidae
Gene: srfb
Product: serum response factor b
Exons: 8
Coding region: 956-2704 (582 amino acids)
Biological process (GO): positive regulation of transcription by RNA polymerase II
Molecular function (GO): protein dimerization activity; cis-regulatory region sequence-specific DNA binding; DNA-binding transcription factor activity, RNA polymerase II-specific
Source: RefSeq, a predicted model, not a curated record
AAAAAAAAUUAAAUAAGAAAAUGUACAUGCGGUUGUUAGAAGCAUUUUGGAUCUUAAGUAGAAUAUAUCUAAAUGUAUAUAUCCACCAAGAGCAUUACAGUACUGUACAAAAUCUCAUCUAAACUACAAAAAAAACAAUCCAUCUGACGGAAUCAUUUCAAGUCUUUCGGUACACACAGAUCAAUAAAUUGAUAUUUUGGCGUGAAAACUCUUGGAAAACAUGUUUGUGGUAAAAUAGUACAAUCUGUAGGGAAUAAAAAGUUGGAUGUUUUGUUAUUUUAGUGCCUCUGCCUGUGCACGGUGACGUUGUCGGUAGCGCAACCAUUUUGGUAUGUAUUCCAAUGAGCGUGCCUUAUUGACCAAUGGCAGCGCUACUCGGAUAACCCUCAGCCAAUCGGUAGGCGACGCUGUGACUCACCAAAUAAGGAGAGACAGCACCAAAUAAGGAAACAUUGUAUCUCUUUAUAAGGAAGAAAGUAGUUCCUGUGUUGUAAUAUUACUCCGCUAUCGUAAAAUCUGUUAAAAGAAUUACACAUUUUUCUGCAUCAUCCGAACCACAAAUAGAUAUAUAUUGCGUUAUAGAUUAAGUAAAAAUGAGCAUUUGGACGCCAUCAGGCCAACACGAGCUCUAUUUUCGGUUCACAGUGCGGACUACGUGACAUGGCGGAUCGACAUCAAGGGCGCUCUUCGUGUUUUCCUUUUUGAGAAAGUGCUCAGAGUUUUGGAAAUAGAGGAGGAGGGUGAACCAAACUGAGCCGGGGUUGAAGGGUCUUGGGGGCAGCAUCACUUUCGAAAGUUUUUUCUCAGUAAUUUCCUGGAGUCUGCAAACCUUCCAACUGGUCUGGUUUGUUUACAUUUUAUGGCCCAGGCGUGUAUGCGUUUUAUCGGCCAUUUACGAGACAACGAGCUCCAGCUCUCUAGCUGGUGUUUUUAGAGACUCGGUUCAGUAAAUAGAAUGUUACCGAGCCGGGUUGGAUCGGCACCAUCUGGAAACGGGUCAGCUUCAGGCAGAGGUAACACAGGACACGGUUCGGGGAUUGUCGGCAGCGGGAUUCGUCCCGUUUUGGUCAGAGCAGGGCAAGCUUUAGCGGGGGUCAGCAGCGAGAGUGUCGGGCGACAGGGGGAAAGAGACGUCGUCGGGAUGCUGGGGGCUAAUGGUCCAGGGGGUUCGAGAGGUGUGAGACCCGGGAACGGGACCGGGGUGACUACUCUGCAGACCGUCGUCCAGGGCAACAUGGUGGGGCUAAACACGGGAGUUGUGUUGCCUCAUGGAGCCAGGUUCGACCCGGACAGAGAUAAUGCUCCUAUGUGCAGCGGCUCGGAUAAUGACUCGGACUCCGGAGAUGAUGAUGACCCAGUGGGUUCACUCGGGGACAACAGAAGAGGGGUGAAGCGGGAGAGAGGGGAGAUGGAAGCUGUGGUGACGGGACAGGAGGUGGGAAUACCUCCCGGAGGUUACGGUAUGGUGCCUGGCGGGGUCGCCGGUGCAAAGCCGGGGAAGAAAACACGUGGGCGCGUGAAGAUAAAGAUGGAAUUUAUUGACAACAAGUUGAGACGUUACACCACCUUCAGCAAAAGGAAGACUGGUAUAAUGAAAAAGGCCUAUGAACUCUCCACCCUGACGGGAACCCAGGUUCUGCUACUCGUGGCCAGUGAAACGGGUCACGUCUACACUUUUGCCACCCGCAAACUCCAACCCAUGAUCACAAGUGAAACGGGCAAGGCCCUGAUCCAGACAUGCCUCAACUCGCCGGACUCGCCGCCGCGCUCUGACCCCUCCACGGACCAGCGCAUGAGUGCCACGGGCUUUGAGGAAACGGACCUCACCUAUCAGGUGUCUGAGUCGGAGAGCAUGGGCGACACAAAGGAUACGCUGAAGCCGACGUUCACGGUGGCCAGCCUACCAGGCAGCACCAGCAGCACCCAGUGCACCGUACCCACCACCUCCACCUCCAUGCAGGUCAGCAGCGGAUCUUCGUUUCCCAUCACAAACUACCUGGCGCCCAUCUCGGCCAGCAGCAACAUCAACGGCACCGUCCUCAAGACCACCGGCGCCUCCGCGGGGGUCAUGCAGCUACCCGGUGGCUUCACUUUCAUGCCUGCAGGCACUCCUCUCCCCCCCGGCACCCCCACCAUUCCUCUGAGCCAGCUGCAGCAGCACGCCCUGGCACUCCAGGGGCAGCAUGGUCAGGCCCUGGCUGCCGCCCCACAGCAACAGCAGGGACAGCAGGCUGUCUUCCGCUUCCCUGCUGCUGUCUCCCUCGCAGGAUCAGGGAUCCCCCAGCAGCUCCAGGCUAUCCAGGUACACCACAACACCCAGUCCAGCGACAACAGCCUCGACAUCUCCCACACCUCCACAAACUCCACCGCGACAGUGAGUCUCCCAGCAACCAUCGUCACCUCGUCAAUGCCAACGUCUGUUGCGGGUCACAUGAUGUAUCCCAGCCCGCACACAGUGAUGUACACCUCCACGCCGACGCUGUCUGACGGGGGGCUGGCUGUGCUCAACGCAUUCUCCCAGGGCACCUCAGCCAUGCAGGUGUCUCACGCACAUGGCCAAGACUCAGGUGUCCCUCAGGUGUUCCUCACAGCACCUCCAGGCACGAUGCAGAUCCCCGUCUCUGCGGUGCAGCUACACCCAGUACGGCAAGAUCUGCAUUUUACAAAUGGUGAUUGGUCAGCAGUCGAGCGGCAGCAGCAGUAACCUGACGGAGCUCCAGGUGGUCAACUUAGACGCAGUACAGAACUCAAAGAAUGACUGACCGAGGGCUGGAGCUGUUUAACACGGCACACCCCGGGACACGGAUGGACAGAUUACGUACAUCUCUAUUUAUUGAUGCCUUCCUACAGAGUUUCACAUUACACUUCUGAAUGUGACUUUAAAGUACAUCUUUACACACAAUCAAGGGCAUAUGUGUUGCUGACCCUUACACAGUAUACAGUAUGUUUUAGUAUAUAAAUAUAUAUAUAUUCGCAAAUGCAUAGGAAAUAUAUCACGACAUCCAUCAAUCGGAAACUAUUUUCUAUGCCGUUAGAUGGUGUUAUUUUUUUUGUGUGCGUGUGUUUUUUUUGAAAAUGUAUAAUUACAUGUACACACACUGCGAGGUGCCGCAGCUUCACACCAGCCAAAGAGACAUGUUUGUCUGAAUGUUCCAGUGUGAGCAACUUGUGCACAAGCGUGUGUGUGCGUGUGUGUGCGUAUGUGUGUGUGUGUGUGUGUGUCUGUGUGCGCGCGCGUGCAUAUCUGGGGUUUGUAAAUGGGCGGGGAGACGCUUAUUGACUUAAAAAAAAAAAAAGACAUUUGGAAAAAGACAUUUGGAAAUGUACAUAGUUUUUAUUUUAUUUUUUAUUGAUAAUUUGUAUUUUUAGCCUGGUUUAAGUUUGUGCAACGGCAUGUAGUUGGUUUUUUUUACGCAGUGGUUUUGUAUGUACAUGAAGAUGAUUUGCAUAAAGAUUAAUUAUUUACAUGUAUAUGUAAAAUAGUUUAAUAUACCAUCACAUGUUGAUAUACUGUCAUGCUGUUGGUAGUUUUCACUACAAGAUGGAGAGAGAACACUGGAUGUUUUUCUACAUGCUCCGAUUGUGACAUGUUUUCUGUCCCUGAAACAGGAUCAGUUGGCCGAGUCACAUGUAAAACACAAGAUAUUUAUGAUUUACUGUAAACGUAUUCUGUACUUUAACUUGGAAGGUUUCAGUGCUGACGGCAUGAUCAUUUAGUUUGACAUCAGGGUUGCAUGUGAGGUUAUUAAUGAAGCCCUGAUCUGGCACUUUGUUAGUGUUAAAACUACGACAAUCUGAUGGAAAUUUCAUUUCUCACCUUUUUAACACGCUAUCUAUAUUUUCAUCACACACAGAAGUAUAGAUGCGUUUCUGAGUUUGUUCACUUGUUUUUUUAAAUGCCACAGUGGGUGACUUGAUCCUUCUAUGGGAAACUAACCUGAGUGCCAAACAGGUUGUUUAAAAAGCGAUCCAUUGCCUCUGAUUUGCCUCCACUUGAUUGCAGAACUUUAAUUAUGUUAAAUGUGACUGUUACUGACUUGAGUCAGGGCAUUGGACACAAAUCUCUUUUUUAACAAGACACUGUAUAGACUUGGCAAUUCCACUGCAAUCGAAGCAUUGUUUCCUUGUAUGGAAGCACUCGACUGUUAACCAGUGUGGUCUCAGUGCUGUAGUAUUACAACAGUAAUGAGUUUGAAUAUUUUUGUACGAACAAGGAAAAAGUGACUUCAGGUGCUUUGAAAUGUUAAUAUAAUCCUUUAACUAGAACUGUAAGACCCUAGCUGACUGCAAACUCAGUAUGUAACUCGGCAAUCAUUAAGAAUGAGUUAUCAGACUGAGAGCCUUCUUUCUGCACCAUAGUGCCUCUUUUCCAUGGCUCAGUUCUAAAUCACUGCUAGGCAAGGGAAAUGUACUUAUUUCCAGACCACCUCACAUGACUUUGGACUUUUCAUACAAUCCUCUGCUGUGCCCAGUGAGAUUUUUGACUCAUUUCUACAGAACUAGCAGGACGACUGAGCGUGCUGGCUUGAAGCCAGAGAGAAUUUGACAGGAGGAUAAAUUACCUAUGCUGACUGCUGCUCAGUUACUCACUGGUCAUUUUCACGCUCCAUGUUCUCUGUGGUCUGUUCCUGUACAUGAUGUUCUCCUGCAGGGGUGUUUGCAUACACAAUUUAAAGACAUUCAAUUGCCCCAUUGUAUCUGGAGGUUUUUCAAAAAUAUUACUUUAAAGAACAGAUUUUGUGGUUUUCACCUUGUUAUUAAGAGAAUUGGUUAUUUUGUGUAUUAUUGUUUUGUUGUACAGACAUUUUUGUAAUAAAAAAAAAAACAUGAAACACAAUGAA